Molecule: messenger RNA, 2596 nt
Organism: Perca flavescens (yellow perch)
Lineage: Eukaryota; Metazoa; Chordata; Actinopteri; Perciformes; Percidae
Gene: dcun1d2a
Product: DCN1, defective in cullin neddylation 1, domain containing 2a
Exons: 7
Coding region: 313-1047 (244 amino acids)
Biological process (GO): protein neddylation
Cellular component (GO): ubiquitin ligase complex
Molecular function (GO): cullin family protein binding; ubiquitin-like protein binding; ubiquitin conjugating enzyme binding
Source: RefSeq, a predicted model, not a curated record
CAUUUUGGCUAACUUCGCUAACGUUAGCCAGUAUAAGUUACUAGCUGGUGGUAUGUAACGUUAGACAAUGCUAACCCAACGUUACCCAUCUGGUCGUACAAUAAUCCGUGCAGUCUGAACGGCAGCCAGUAACUUUACAGACGUUUGACUUCAUGUGGCCGUUAUUACCAGAAAUCGGUAACGGUUGGCGGAGUCAUUGGCAGGAUGGUGAACUCGGAGUUUUAGUCUCCGGUUUCAGGAAAUGCUCCUCGGUAGAGCCCAAGUGCUCAGCAUAAGCUGAAGUCUUCACAGAGGGACAAGGUACGGCAGUUCAUGUCCUUCACACAGGCUGGGGAGAAGACAGCUGUGUACUGCCUCACACAGAAUGACUGGAAACUAGAAGUUGCUACCGACAACUACUUUCAGAAUCCAGAUCUCUACUGUAAGGAAUCCAUGAAAACGUCGGUAGACCGGAAAAAGCUGGAGCAGCUCUACAAUCGCUACAAAGAUCCCCAGGAUGAGAAUAAGAUUGGUAUUGAUGGAAUCCAGCAGUUUUGUGAUGACCUCUCGCUGGAUCCAGCAAGCAUUAGCGUGCUGGUCGUUGCGUGGAAGUUUCGUGCUGCCACUCAGUGCGAGUUCAGCAAGAAGGAGUUUCUGGAUGGAAUGACAGAGUUGGGGUGUGACAGCCCAGAAAAACUGAAGGCCCUUUUGCCAAGAUUAGAGCAGGAGCUCAAAGAUAGUGGGAAGUUCAAGGAUUUCUACCAGUUCACCUUUAACUUUGCCAAAAAUCCCGGGCAGAAGGGUCUAGACUUGGAGAUGGCUGUAGCCUAUUGGAACCUGGUUCUGUCAGGACGAUUUAAGUUCCUCGAUCUUUGGAACAGAUUCCUUUUGGAACACCAUAAACGAUCCAUCCCAAAGGACACAUGGAACCUUUUGUUGGACUUUGGUAACAUGAUUGCAGACGACAUGUCAAACUAUGAUGAGGAAGGAGCAUGGCCAGUCCUUAUAGAUGAUUUUGUGGAAUUCGCUCGACCAAUUGUAACGGGAUCAAAACGUAAAACUCUCUAAAUCCAAUCCCAACUCUGGAUAGCCAGAACCUUGUUUCUGUUACAGUGACUUCAUAGUUUUUUUAAGACUUGUAAAAAAAAAAAAAAAAAAAAAAAAAAAACAAUUGUAGACUUCAGAGAGAAAACAGAAGCACUUGAAACUGUCAGGAAAUCACCUUUCAGGGAGCGGAGUAAAAACUAUGAGAACAUCUGGCCACAUUUUUUUUGUCCUCAUGAGACUGAGGCGUUAAAUGGACAUUGCCGGUUUCACCGUUGUCUCUCCUGUUGGGAUUCUCUGCAUCCUGGACACCCCUCUGCUCUGCUCCAGGAGGAGCACUACCUGUCAGGCCACAGCCCUGUAAGUGGGGAAGGACACAGCACUGAGAGGAGGUUCGCUGGAGGUGUGUACUCUAAAAAAGGGACUGGAGAGGAGAAAACUAUGUGUUUUAAGAUUCUUCCUAGUCAACUUUGUUUUUGUUAUAUGAAGCUCUGAGUGACUGUGCAUAGCUCCCAGGUCUUACUCUAACUUCGGGACAGAGUGCUCACUACACCAGCACCAACAGAACUGUUGCAGUUUUUACUGUACAUACUGUAUCUAUUGGGACAGUUUACAAAGAGAGCUAUAUGAAGAAUAAUAUAAAUAUGUUGAAUUUAUAAAUGCAAAAGAUGAUUCUUUUAUGUACAGUAUAUGCUAACAUCUCUAACGGGAUGCCUCAAUAUCGUGGAUGAUAUGCUGUUGGUUUGUUUGUACGGUGGAUCUGUCAAGUCAUGGAAUUGUGAGCUUCUCAAUGAAGGCAUGUUAAACACAUUCUAAAUCCCCUUGGGCUGGUUUUCACUAAAGUAAAAGCAGUGCUUUAAUUUGAUAACUGAUAUUGGUUGGUGGUUUUCAUUUGUCAGGUUAAUCUUAGUUGGGAAUGGGUGUUGAUUCCUACAUGUGAGGUAGUCUGUCCACAGCACCACGAUUUUGCUUGCAAAAGAUCAUGUCUUUCUAACUGUUGAGGAAAGAGUUUUGUUUUUAUCCCUCUAAAGACAAUGAUGUUAAAGUGACUAUUCAGCAGCAUUUAAGUGAAAUUUAGAGUUCAGAAAUUACAGACCCUUAGGAUUGCAUGGCACAUAUCUGUAUGUCAUGGCAAUGCAACGUUCAGAAGGCAGGACACUAAAGAGGGCAAAAACAGGACGACAAAUUAAGCCUUAAGAAUAAAUAUCUCUGUUCAAUAUUUAUAUUUCUGUUCAAGCCCAUCUGUUCAGUGUUACUGAAGGUAGUGAAAUUUAGAAUAUAUUGUUAAAACAUAAUGUAAGUAGCCUAAGUAUAUUGUUCAUUUAAGAAAGAUGAAUAAAGCAUGAGUUUAUCCGUAAUCAUACAUGCAAAGUUAUUUUGUUGUUGAGUCAGAUGGACAUUUUAUAUCACUUACAGAACAGUAUAGCUGUGUUUCAUAAAGCAGAGCUAUGACUGCCAGAGUGUAAAAAAGAUUUAUAACCAUACUGAUCUGAAAGUGUUAAAGUGUUUAAUAUGACAUCUUUCAGAAUAUUCCUCCAUGUUGUUAAUUGCUAAUAAUGAACUAUUUCUUUUA